GCUGGCAACUGCUCAAACGAACCUUUACAGACUUUCCUGAGAUACUCAUAAUCAAGUAUACCUAUUACCUACCUUAGUGUUGUUAAGGGGGUACGUUUACUUGACUGUGAAUGAGAAAAAGUUUGUGAUAUGUGUGAAAGUAUUUUUCAGUGUUUAACUUAGUUUAAUGCAAAAAUUUGACAUUUGUAGAGUGCGAAGAGUGAGCGUGAAUAGCUAUAUAGGAAAGCUUUGACUGUCGUUCGAAUCAACAGGCUUGUAAGAACAUGCUGCUAGGGAAGACAUGGAGCCAAAAGUUAAGCGACUAAAACCGCAUAUGGCAUCUCAGUUCCCAGCUGGGCCGCCUAUGCAAGCCAGUGCAAUGAACGCUGCCCAGAUGUCGUCAUUUGUUGCUGGUCAACCAAUCACUAUCCACACAGCUUCACAAGGCAUGUAUCCAUAUGCGCAUUGGGCCAAUGCUGCCACAGGUUCACCUCUUGUGCAGUGGGCAAAUGCUGCUACUGGCACCCCUGUGAUUCAGCGUGCUCGUGCUGCUUCUGGGCCAACAGUCAGACAUCGACCGGAUGCUGCGACGGCUGCUGGUCCACCUCUAAUACGCCGAAACACCACUGUACAAUCCAGAGUAUGCCAGAGUGUUACGAACAGGUCUGGCACAUCCAACUGCUUGCCGCCACUGUCUCAGACUUCUAGUGCAGCUGGACUGCCUCUCAUAAAGUGCACUGCUGCAGGAUCACCUGUUGUGCAGCAAGCAACCAACUGCCUAGCUCAAAAAGAUACCUCUGCAGUCCCUGCCAACAGGUCAGCGCUACAUGUCACACUCUCUACUUUUGGCUCAUCUGUUCAGGUCGCCACUAUGUCAUCUGAUGGUUCUGCGCUGACUGCUGCUUCAGUUUCUUCUGACGGUUCUCUGAUGCGCGCCACUUCAAUUGUGUCUGAUGGGUCAUCACUGCAUGCCACAGCCAUUAUAUCAAAUGGAUUGUCAUUGCAUGCCACAGCUGUCAGUACUGACAAGUCGUCUUUACAUGCAACAGCGAUCAGUUCUGAUCGGUCCUCUUUGCACACUACAGCUGUUAGGUGUGAAGGAUCAUCUCUGCAUGCCACAGCUAUCAAGGCUGCAGGUUCAACUCUUUCCGCUGCAGCAGUUACCUCUGAUGGUACAUUUCCAAGCACUGCUGUCGUUACCUCCAGUGAGUUAGCCAGUUGUCCAAAGCCAAUAAAUUCAGGCAGGAGGUCUCCAGAAGCAGAAGUUGGAGACUGUGAAGGGCCAUCCUCAAAUUUUGUCUCCAUUAAUCCUCAGGGCUCACCUCAGCAGGACUCUUUCACUAACUGCAGCAAAUCAUCUCUGCAUCCUGGAGUCACCAGUUCCAGUACUAACAACUAACUGUGUACAUUUUAUUAGCAAAAACUUGUGGAUAAUUGAGUGUUGAGUCAGUAUUAUUGAGUGUCCAAUGCAGUUGAUGGUUCUAUCAACAUUUUAAGGUAUAUAUAUGAAAAGUAGUGAAGUGGCUUUCCUGUAAAAUAUUACUGGUAUAUGGAGAAACUUGGUCUGUUUUUUUCAUCAAAUGUAAUGCAGGACAUUUCAAAUCAAUGCACAGUUUGUUGGUCCGCAGUUCAGAGAUUUAGCAAUAUAUAGUCAACAUUUAUGUACAAUAGGGGCAAAAGUUAAAAUGAAUACCCAUUUAUGAAGCAGAUGAUUGAAUGUUAAACUCUUCACUUACUUACAUAUGUUCUUGCUUUAUUUAAAAUAGCUACUUAAUAAAACAUUUACUCUGCAA
Molecule: messenger RNA, 1772 nt
Organism: Schistocerca americana (American grasshopper)
Lineage: Eukaryota; Metazoa; Arthropoda; Insecta; Orthoptera; Acrididae
Exons: 3
Coding region: 281-1378 (365 amino acids)
Source: RefSeq, a predicted model, not a curated record